Messenger RNA from Eruca vesicaria subsp. sativa (arugula), 596 nucleotides. NCBI's taxonomy places the organism in Eukaryota, Viridiplantae, Streptophyta, Magnoliopsida, Brassicales, Brassicaceae. The record is from the annotation of a GenBank genome assembly.
GGAAGCUAAACAACGCAUCAUCAUUCUCUCUCUCUCUCCCUUCCUUAUUUAUCUUUCUAAAUUUUUUGUAAAAUAUAAAAUCCCUAAAUCCCCGUCGUAUGUAAACGGACUUAACAAAACGGCGUCAUCCGGCAAAUCCGCCCCCCACGGAGGAGACUGAUUUGAUCUCUCUAUCUCAAUAUCGGAAAACGCUGCCGAAGAAUCAACGUCUAGCGACGGAGACGGCGUAGAAGCAGCUGCUUUUCUCCUUCUCCAGAUCUCUAACCGAUUCUCAUCUCUUUUUGUUUCACCGGUUUGUUGGAUAGACCAAAGCCAUGGUUCUUGAUGGGAUUGUAUCUUCACCAUUAAGGAGACACCAUUCUCUGAAGAAGCAGUGGGAAGAGUUGGGUAGCUGCUCCACGGUUAUCAACAGGCAUCGUUAUCUGUUAACCGCUUUGGUUCUUUUGACGUUUCUCUGUACUGUUUAUAUGUACUUUGCUGUCACUUUAGGCGCUAGGCACUCCUCCUCGUGCUAUGGUUUGACCGGGAGAGAGAAGGCAAUGUGUCAAUUACAACACGUUCAAGCUAUCUCUAAAGGGAAACUCAAAUUCUUCUAG